This is a messenger RNA of Thalassophryne amazonica, 3003 nucleotides long. It is a transcript of the gene pgp, whose product is annotated as phosphoglycolate phosphatase. Lineage: Eukaryota; Metazoa; Chordata; Actinopteri; Batrachoidiformes; Batrachoididae. The coding region runs from base 283 to 1203 and encodes 306 amino acids. Gene Ontology annotation, cellular component: cytoplasm. The transcript has 2 exons. The record is from RefSeq and is a predicted model, not a curated record. Gene Ontology annotation, molecular function: sn-glycerol 3-phosphatase activity.
UGCAGAAGAAGAAAUCCUGCUCCCGGUACGGGUUUAUUUUUCCUACUCGGAGAAUGAAACUGCGAGAUCCCAGUUUCCAAUAUGAGAGAAAAACCACCUGUAUGCACUCGGAGUGUCCGUCACACAAUCUGACGGGUCACAGUCUCUGGCGGAACACCGGCCCGGUGCGCGGUCCCUUUAAGCCGGCCCGGAAGUCACCGCAGCGUGUUGACGAAACGCUGACAGCAGCAGCGGAGGUUUUUAACCGUCUUCGUUGUGUAAGCAGGUGAUAAAGUGGCAGUGAUGUCUGGCUCCAAGUGCUGCCGGCUGAGCGGGCCGCGGGUGAAGCCGCUGCUGGACUCGGUGGACUGCGUCCUGUUCGACUGUGACGGGGUCAUCUGGAGGGGAGACCAGGCCGUCCCCGGCGCCCCGCGGGUCGUUCAGCUGCUCAGGGAACACGGCAAGAAGGUCUUCUUCGUCACCAACAACAGCAGCAAGACCAGGACGAUGUACGCCGACAAGCUGCGCCUGCUGGGCUUCGAGGCGGCGGCGGACGAGGUGUUCGGGACGGCCUACUGCUCCGCCGUCUACCUGAAGACCGUCUGCGGGCUGCGGGGGAAAGUCUAUCUGAUCGGCAGCGACGCCAUGCGGCAGGAGCUGGAAGCGGUGGGCAUCCAGCAGACCGGCGUGGGACCGGACCACAUCUUCGGCAAGCAGGCCGACUGGGCCAACGUGCCGCUGGAUCCGGACGUGAAGGCGGUGGUGGUCGGGUUCGAUCAACAUUUCAGCUACAUGAAGCUGAACCGAGCCCUGCAGUACCUGAGCCAGCCGGACUGUCUGUUUGUGGGAACCAACCGGGACACCAGGCUGCCCCUGGAGGGAGGAAAGGCCGUCCCAGGUACCGGCUCACUGCUGAAGGCUGUUGAGAUGACAGCCCAGCGCCAUGCCCAAACGGUGGGCAAACCCAACAGCUUCAUGUUCGACUGCAUUGCUUCCCAGUUCAACGUGGACCCCAAACGCUGUCUGAUGAUUGGCGACCGCCUCGACACAGACAUCAUGUUGGGGACUAACUGUGGUUUGAAGACACUCCUCACCCUCACUGGGGUCAGCACUCUGGAGGAUGCUGAAGCCCAUCAGCAGAGCGGGUGUGCAGAGAGGCAGGGCAUGGUGCCUGAUUACUAUGUGGACAGCAUCGCAGACCUCCUUCCUGCUCUGCAGGAAUGACGCCAUCCAGAAUGUAGAGUGGAAGUCAGUAUUCUGUAAUCAUCUGUUUAAAUGGACAAUCAGAUGGAGGGGGGACAAAGCUUUAACUGUAGGGGUGUUCUUACUUUUAAAAUAACCUUCAUCUUUCACCUCAUCGCUGAUAAAAUUUGCUUAUUUCAAUGUUGGGACUCGAUAUCCAAGAACAAAAACUUACUGUGUGUGCAUAUUUCUGUGUCUGGGGCGGGCGUAUUUUAAAGACAUGCUGUUUGUGCAAUAUUUUGAGCAACUAAAAGUCAACACUGAGAAAAUGGGUACAUAUUAACUUAAGAGUUUGGCAACACUGGUGCAGGCUUCCAGUUUCUGGAAUUGGACUAAGAUGCACUGAACUGUUUUUUUUUUUUUUUUUUUUUUUUUUUUUUUGCUAAAGCUGAAUUGAAAUUAGUCGAUCAACAGAAUGCUGCAUUUUAUUUUAGUGGAGUUCUGCUUUAAGGGGUUUACUGGUUGUAUGUUUCUAGUUUUCAGUAGUUGAUAAAUCCAGUGUAACCAGAGCCAUUAAGAGAGUUGUGCCAUGGAUGGAUUACAUAGACUUCAGUUGAGUUCCAGGGAGCACUUGGUGGGCAAAGCGUCUGCUGAACUAGUUUCUUGUUUUGAUUUCUUCAAUGUUUGGGGUUACCACAGCUGUGAUCUGGCGUGGAUCAGCACAUGGACAUGUUUUACACUGAUGCCCUUCCUGAUGCAGCUCCCGGUGAACACAUAGACUGGUGUAUGGGUGCCAUCCAACCACUGCUGGUAAGAGCUAGUUUUGAUCUAUGGGUGUUUUUGUACGUGGAAUGCCAGAGUUCCAAGCCAGAGGGUUCAAGUGGAACACCCUGAAGUCAAAACGCCAAGUUGGACAUUCAGACCAAACUCAAUUCCAAACUUUGGAUUCUGACACAGUUACCGCAGGCAUGGUGGCGAUCCGGACUCAGCGGUAAAUGGAAUGCGCCGUUUAAACAUCUUGGCCUUUUGAAGUACAUCACAAACUAUUCUACUGCAACUCUACGGCACUGCUAGCAUGUCCUGCUAACUUCCACAAUCCAUCGGAGAUUGAUGCGACCGUUUUCCUCAAUGACGCGGACUAUAACAAAGUAUUUAAGUCUGUUUGCUGCACAUGCACACGAUGACAUCACUUCUGGUUUCACCACUUCCUGCUUUGUUUGGGAGGGGGAAGGAAGAUGAAAGUCUCGCACAGCAAUGUCCAAAAAUAAUGUGUCCAUUUACUUAGUUAAAUGUUAAAAUAGGAUAUGAAUGAUUGUGUAAAGGCUGAGUCAAUUAAAUAUACCUUCAAAGUACUUACAAGCCACGCCCCCACUGUAAUAAUGCGAGUUAAAUCAGCAACAGCGAAAAGAGUUCAGGAAUUUGUUUAGAACAGCUGUUACCAAAUGAUAAUGUUAAUUACAUUGAUUAUUUUAAUAUAACUAAGAAGGUAUUUUUGGCUGCUUGUCACAAACUAGCGAAAUAAACUUGAACCAUUUGUUCAAAUCAAUUAAUUGUAAAUUGCCUCAGAAUUAAUGAUGGGCUUUUUAUUAACCAUUAAAAAAGGUUAAUCAUUAGAUGCAGCCUUAAUUUUUUUAGAUUUCAUCUAAUGGUGCUACUUUGUACGCUUAAAGGGGAAGUGCAAUGCUCACUGAUAAUAUUUUAUUAAAAUGAUCAGCAGAGUGAAUUCGGUAAACUGCUCCUUCCACUGGAUGAAUUGUGUUUAACUCUAUUUGGGUUUGGUUACGUGCAGAUGACAGAUUUUGUUGUUUGCAUUAUACAGUCACCAUAAAGGCACUUGUCUUC